Molecule: messenger RNA, 3157 nt
Organism: Pogona vitticeps (central bearded dragon)
Lineage: Eukaryota; Metazoa; Chordata; Lepidosauria; Squamata; Agamidae
Source: RefSeq, a predicted model, not a curated record
AACUAGUGUUCUGUCUAGUUUAAACCAUGUAUUUUGAGCCUCAUAGGGGAACUGCCCAACUUUGGAGUGAAGAUUUUUUCUUUUUUUAAUCCAUAGCAGUGCAUUCAUUCAUAAACCAGGAGAUGGCAUAGAGUAGUGGUUCCCAACCUAGGGUGACCCAGGUGUUCUUGGACUGCAACUCCCAGAAACCCCAGCCAGCAUGGUUGGUGAAGGCUUCUAGGAACUGCAGUCCAAGGUUGGCAACCAUUAGCACAGAGCAAGGAUGGAGAACCUGUGUCCCUCCAGAGUUUGUUUGGCUUUGGGUUCCAGAAGCCUUAGCCAGCAUGACUGAUAGUAAGAGAUGAUGGGAGCUGUAGUGCAAAUAUCUGAAGGACCGUGUCCGCCAUAGAAGGAGCUUGGCGCUUAGCAACAGAAACUCUGUGACGUGUAUGUGUUUCCUUCUUGGCUACAGCACAUCAGAGGACCAGGAGACCACCUUGACAGUCAUUAAUGUCUACUGCCCCCGUGCAGACCCUGACAAGCCAGAACGUGGAGACUUUAAACUGCGAUUCUAUCACCUCCUCCAGUGUCGAGCAGAGGCUAUUCUUAAAGCUGGAGGCCACGUGGCCAUCAUGGGGGACAUCAAUACCGCACACAAACGCAUUGAUCACUGUGAUCCAGCAGAUUUGGAGUCCUUUCAGGAGCACCCCGGACGCCGCUGGCUGGACCAUUUCCUGUGGGAGCCGGGCAAGGAUUCCGCAGACAGGGAACUGUUUGUGGACACUUUCCGCUUUCUGCACCCCAAUCAGGAAGAAGCCUACACUUGCUGGUGCAAUGUGACCGGGUCCCGGCAGCUCAACUACGGCACCCGCAUCGACUACAUUCUGGCUGAUCGUGCCCUGGCGUUGUCGGAGCUGGUAGAGGUGCAGGUCAGAGCAGAAGUGUUGGGCUCUGACCACUGCCCUGUGCAGGCAGUACUGAGGAGUACCUGCCUACCUGCUCCCCGCUGCCCACCCCUCUGUACCCGCUUCCUGCCUGAGUUUGCAGGCACCCAGCAGAAGCUUAGCCGCUUCCUUGUGAAAGUGCCACGGACUGGCCUGCCAGAGAAGGGGCAGAAACGGGACUGGGCUGAGCCACGUGCUGUGGGGGGUUCCAAGAAGAGUCGGACCGGCCCAUUGCAGAAGGGGCAAGGGGAUUUGAGGAGCUUCUUCAAAAUGGGAAAUGGUAGGGCGGAAGACACGGACAGUCCUGGGUACAAAUCCAAAAUGAUCCAGAAGGCAGAGGAUACUGGGGGAAAACAUUCUGUUGAAACUCCUGGAAGGGUGGUUAAGAACUCUGGGGAGGAAGACAUUGCUGCUAUAACUCGCCCGCCUGCCGAGGGUUUGAGAACGGAGCCCACUGUGGGUGUGACCAAUGGUGAAGUGAUGUAUUGUGAGGAAGAAGUGGUCCCCGCCAAGCCUAAACAAUCAGCUGCCGUGUGGAAGUCCCUGCUCUCAGGCCCUCCUCGGCCCCCGUGCUGUAAGGUCCAUGGGGAGCCCUGUGUUCUGCGGACAGUAAAGAAGCAGGGCCCAAACUGUGGGCGGCGCUUCUAUGUCUGUGCACGGCCUCUGGGGAAGCCCUCUGACCCCCGUACACGCUGUGAUUUCUUCCUGUGGGCCAGUCGUGGGAACCCUUGAAUGGGAAGCGGAACUGAAAUAAGAGGCUAUUGAACCUUUGGCAAUUCCUGAAUGGGGGGAAAAAGUACUCUGGCUUGCUAAUGGUUGGGAGUGUCAGUGGCUCAUCACCCAAGAGAAGCCUAGCCUUCCCUUUCCUGGUUAGUCAUGAGUGUGGUGGAGUCCCUCUUGGGGUGGGCCAGUGGAAACUUGCACUGACACUAGGACACGUUAAGAGCUCAUGUUAUAGCACUUGCAAGUUCUUUAGGCCUUGGAAGGAGAAAGAAAGAUCAUUUAAACUUGAAUCAAUCCACGGUUUUAUAGAAUUCUUGAUGCUAGGGUUAACAUGGGCCUUGGGGAUGUCUGUACAGUUCACUCUGAUCUGCAUUGAACAGCUGUAUGAAUGGUUUUAGAUUUCCCCAUGUUUCCUAAGUAUAGGGUGAGUCAAUUUGCUUUUUGCAUUGGGUGUGUGGAAAGGCCCUUGAACACAGUCUUCUGUGGCCAUUUAUCCUUCUUCCAUGCCCACGGCACUUUAUUGUCUUUUCAAAAUAAUAAAAUGCCCUUCUUAGGAAAUGACCUCCUUGGGGGGAAAAGAAAGGAUGUUUUCUACUUUUGAUAAAAUAAAGAAGUUGGAAUAAAAAUGGUUUUGCCAGUGUCUUCUCUGUAAGGAGAGGAAGAAUGGGUGGUUUGUAUUCUCUGGAAAGCUAGUGGGUAACGCUGGGAAAGAGUUAGAGGGCGGUGCCCUGAUUCCAAGAACUAGAGAUUUUGUUUUGAUGCUUCUUACCCUUCUGUUCUGUGUGGGAUCAGCAAACCAUCAGACCUGUGCAAGCUGCCUCAAGCGUUCAAGUAAGUACCUCUUCCUCUGGACACUGGCAGAGUUGGCUUUCCAGUGCCGCCCUUGGUGCAUUUUGGUCUUCUGCAGGUGAAUAAUACUGGGAGAACGUGGAUUCCAGCCAUGUGUUACCUGGGUUGCAACUGUUGGGUCAGUACCUCUAGGAGUAUUUAUUCAUUGGGUCUUCUAGUGCUCUCUACUGACCACUGGUGGUAAUAGCAGCUUUGUGCUCUUCCGUACCUGAGGUCAUGUAUGAAGAGAAGGUAAAUGUGAAUCUACUGGGUGGUGCUUCAGUGAUUGGUAGGAGAUCAGCAGAGGUUUUCCUGACUUCCAGUUAGUUAAUAACUUUUUUUUAAUGGGUGGUGUUAUCUCCCUUCUUUAUAAGGUUCCUGGAAGGAAGAAAUAUUAAUGGAAAAGCAACACAAGCUCAGUUUUGGUGUUAAAAAUAAAUUCCUGUCCAUUCACACUCUAGGAACAAAUACAAAACUAAUGCUACCCUUUCUCCGACUUUCUGAUGCCAGUUCCUGGUGCUUUAGUCUUGCCAGGUCUGAUUGUUUGCUGAUCCCACACAGAACUUUGGUUUUUUGAAUACCCCAAUACCCAGCUUGUUCUCUUCUAAGAGCUUCCUCGUUUCCUUUCCUCAUUUUUUCUCAUCUGCUAGUGCAUCAUGUAGGCAUGCAAGAGUUUGCCGUCU